This is a messenger RNA of Pantherophis guttatus, 766 nucleotides long. It is a transcript of the gene RBP5, whose product is annotated as retinol binding protein 5. NCBI's taxonomy places the organism in Eukaryota, Metazoa, Chordata, Lepidosauria, Squamata, Colubridae. The record is from RefSeq and is a predicted model, not a curated record. Gene Ontology annotation, molecular function: lipid binding.
AAGGCCGAGGGAGGGCUGGGAAAGAAGUCGAAGUCGAAGUCGAGGCGGCGGACCCAGCAAAGCUCCGGGUGCGGGCUCUUUUCAGCUGCCGCCUCUCUUCUUCCCCGUCUUUCUUUCCUUCCUUCCUUCCUUCUUUCCUUCCCUUCCUUUCUGUGAGCUUUCCUCCCGCUGCCCGUUUUCUUCCCGUGCCUUCGUCGUCCUCUUGCGCUGCGAUGCCUCCCAAUUUCAGCGGCUACUACCGGUUCGUGUCUCAGGACAAUAUGGAGAAUUAUCUCCGUGCCUUGGAUAUCAAUGUGGCCCUGAGGAAGCUGGUUUGUCUCCUGAAGCCAGACAAGGAGAUUGUCCACACUGGUGACCAUAUGACUAUUCGCACUUUAACUUCUCUGAAAAACUAUGUCAUGGACUUUGACCUUGGGGUUGAGUUUGAAGAGGAUCUGGGGCCAGUAGAUGGACGCAAGUGCCAGACAACUGUUUCCUGGGAUGGAGAUCAGCUGGUAUGUGAACAGAAGGGAGAGAAACAGAACCGGGGUUGGAGGCACUGGCUAGAAGGGGAUCAACUGCAUCUGCGCAUGACAGCAGAGAAUGAGGUUUGUGUCCAGGUUUUCCAGAAAGUGAAGUGACCUCAAACAUCAUGCCUACCUUGUGUGAUGUGCCAACUUCCAGAUGGACCUGGUAUUGGAAAGUAAACCAGAUGUAGAAUUAAGCAAACUAUUCAUAUCUUUUCCUAAUCUUUCAUCUUUGGAUUAAAACAAUACAGAUGACCAAA